This is a messenger RNA of Cryptomeria japonica (Japanese cedar), 819 nucleotides long. RefSeq lists its product as uncharacterized. Gene Ontology annotation, cellular component: U4/U6 x U5 tri-snRNP complex; U4 snRNP; U1 snRNP. The transcript is spliced from 5 exons. Bases 304 to 570 code for a protein of 88 amino acids. Lineage: Eukaryota; Viridiplantae; Streptophyta; Pinopsida; Cupressales; Cupressaceae. The record is from RefSeq and is a predicted model, not a curated record. Gene Ontology annotation, biological process: mRNA splicing, via spliceosome; spliceosomal snRNP assembly. Gene Ontology annotation, molecular function: RNA binding.
CCUUUUGAAAAAUCACAAUCGUAACUUUCACGAUCAAUGAUCUGUAAUCCACUUUCGUAACUUCGCGUUAAUCCACUUUCGUUUAAUGCGUUUUUGAAGACAGAAUAGCUGCGGCCUUUAAAAAAACCUACCCAUAUUCCUUGCGGAAUCACCUAAAUUAUACUGGAAACGUACAUGAACUCUCAGUUUCUCAUAAUCCUAAAUCACUAAAAGCUUUUUUAUUAGAUUUUCGUGUUUCUGCACAGGCGGGUGAAGAUUACCUGAAAUAAGGAGAAUAACAGUAAACCAGAAAGCAAAGCAGCCAUGGCAACCACUAGAGUGCAGAGGAUUAUGACCCAACCGAUUAACUUGAUAUUUCGAUUCCUUCAAAGCAAAGCGCGCAUUCAAAUUUGGCUAUUCGAGCAGAAGGAUAUGAGAAUCGAGGGCCGCAUCAUCGGAUUUGAUGAAUAUAUGAACCUUGUACUGGAUGAUGCUGAAGAGGUUUCUAUUAAGAAAAAUACACGUAAAGUAUUAGGACGUAUUCUUUUGAAAGGAGACAAUAUCACACUAAUGAUGAACACGGGGAAAUAAAUAUUAGCCAAGUCUGUAUUGUAUCGAGAGAUCUAACUUGUCAUAUUGGUAAUCUACCAUGGAUUUUGCAGUUUUCUAUUCACAAUAUAUAUUAUAGAUUUGUUCAAUCAUUCCAAACAUGCAUUGGGGGUCAGUUGCGAGAAUGUUUUUCUGUACCAAACACUGCUAUUAUCAUGUGUGAAAUGUAUCUGAUUGAGGGGGUAUCAUCAGCAUUUUGUGAAAUCUGAAUUAACGCCUUAAUUUUUCGUA